This is a messenger RNA of Durusdinium trenchii, 1926 nucleotides long. NCBI's taxonomy places the organism in Eukaryota, Dinophyceae, Suessiales, Symbiodiniaceae. The record is from the annotation of a GenBank genome assembly.
UGGCUCCUAGCUGGCCUCAUAGCAAUUGCAAAUAGAUGGGGUGCCACGUGGCAUGUUUCCUCAAAAUCUUAAUUAUGCAUCAGCAAUUUCGUCAGAAGCAUACGCCCCGGCGCUACCAAGAAAGAUUUCCUCCUAGUCCUAGCUCGCGCUGCACAUAUAUUUAUAGCCGCUUACUUCGAGCCAUGCCCAAUUCCAUUGAAUUGCCAAGAGGAAUAGUCACAGCCCACUGCACGGCAAGAGCUGCAAGAUGCCUGUUGAUGUCCUGCUUGACAUGGGCACUGUCUUCCAAGAUGCUGCUUCUAGACAGCUUUUGUGGAUCGCACGAGGUGCAGGCCAGGCGUGCUGAGCUCCGGACCACCAUGAAGGUGCGUGAGAGGCUGGGCAGUUUGUCCAGGCCCAAAUCGAAGAAUCAGAAGCCAGAUGAUUUGAAGGACGAGGUCAGACAGUUGAACUCCAGACUCAAGCAAGCUGGCUCCGAGGCAGAGUUGAUCGGCAUUUUGGAGGAGAAGGUGGAUGCCCCGUUCUUUGACCCCAUCCACGCAUCAACGGCCUUUCAUAAGCUAGCAACAUUCAAGCAGACCGAAGGUUCGCUGCCAAUUUGUGCGGUGAACCCGGCAUUUCUGAGGCUGAAUGCUCGUAUGAAGGACUUUCUCAAACAAAAUCAAGUCAAGUCAUGGGCAUCUGCAAAUUUGCUUUGGGCCAUUGCAAUUCUUGGAAAUGAGCUUUCAAUUGUGGUAUCGCUUCUUCCGAACUUGGUCAAGUCUUUUGGAGCAAGGGCUAGCGGCAUGACUGAGCAGGAGUUGUCGAACUGCUUGUUGUCAGCGGCGCGGUUGAAAUUAAAGGGUGUAGCACCAGAGGAAGCAAUGAACAUUGCUGCUGUGCUUGCUGACAGAAUCCCAGGCAAAGCUGAUGGCAUGAACGCCCAAGAGUUGUCCAAUUGCUUGUGGGCAUGCGCAAACUUAAUAGAUGUGGCGCCUGAUGCUGUAGCAAUAAUCGUGCCGGCAGUUUGUGACCAAAUCCCAGGCAAGGUUAGUGACAUGAUUCCUCAACACGUGUCCAACUGCUUGUGGGCAGCAGGACAGUUGAAAGAUGUGGCGCGUGAUGAUGCGGUCAAGAUCGUGCCAGUUCUUCUUGCGGAGUUGCCGAGCAAAGCCAAGGCCAUGGGUCCGCAGAAUUUUGCCAACAGCUUGCAGGGGCUGGUCUUCCUUGAGGAUUUUGCGCCUGAAGUAGGUUCACGCCUGACAGCCCCUGCUGGCAGCAAGGAGCGUUUCUUGAGGUUGGCUGCCUCACACAUCACUGAAAUGCUGCCCAGGUUGAAGGGUAGUGACUUGUACUUGGCCGUGCCGGUAGUAGUCUGGGCUUGUGCCAAGUCCGGAUUGUCCUCUCAAACGCUGCUGACUGCAGUGGCCCAGCGCUUUGGAUCCAAUGGGCAGUCAUCACGGCUCCCUGAUUGGGAUUUGUGUGCCUUGACCUGGUCCUACCAGACGCUGGAUCAGACAGGGCGCUUCGGAGGCUUUCAGCAGGCGCUGAGGGCGGAAGUUGUGCGAAGAGGGCUGUCGGACUCGGACGUGGAGCGCAGCAAGGACGGUCAGUAUGCCGAAUUUGCAGGUGACAAGUAGAGCAGUGCGUUUGCACAGGCCGAGCCACCUUGGCGCGACAGUUUUACAUAGCCAGUGCUACUUGGUGCCCGAGUGUCCGGCUAUGUUUGCUCGGCGACGUUCCUGGCACCAUCUGGUGCAGAGUGCUGGGUCCACACAGUGCACCGCCCAGGUUCGAGUGCAGGAGCCGUUGCGCAUUGCUGCCGGCACUUCUAUUUUGGAAGUAGAAAUUGAAAGACGUUGAGUGACGAAUCUAUGUCUUGGCAACUAAAAGGAUCGAACAAUUGAGCCAAUGCGCGCGGCUCAUUUGUGCCGGCUGGAACAUGAG